GGAGUGUUAAUAGCGCCCGCUCCCACAAACACUCGCUACUCGCUCUCUCUUCACCGGCUGCCUGCUCGCCUUUAGGCUACUGUAUUUGACAUUGACAGUAUCCAGGGAGUCAGCCCAAAUCGUCAAAACAACAACUGUAAUUUCCCAUUGGCUUCCAGUUCUUUGUAGAGUAGCUGCAACUGUUGGUGAAGAGAGUGAAGACAACAGACUGGUUUACUCCCAGUUUAGUGACAAUUUUAUUUUAUUUUUUUGCAUCAUGGCUAAGAUGUUUCUGACGAGAAAAUCAAGAUUUCCUUCUGCAUGGAUGUAAUGCUUUUAGACCACAUACCUCUCUACUGAGCAUCUCUACAGACACAAACCAGCCAUGAAGUCGACUUUGCAAAGGAUAGCAGGCACCACAAUGAGUACAUUAACAACAGGUGUCCAGUAUCUUGGCUCAAACGACGCCAGCUACAACGACGCCUCCAUUGACUCGAGUCUAAUCAAGAACCGAUUCCACUUUGAGAAGCCUCACUCUGCCUCGAUUAGUAACUCUUUUCCCGGACUCGUCCCUGGAAAUAAGGAGGUCAUUUACAGUGGCCUCUCUCCCAUUUUCCCCACAAAUGUAACAGACUUUCUGCUGAGCAAUGGCACCUCUCUCAGCGGAGGGGUGGCACAGUGUGGGGAGGACUUUGUGGACAACAUGGAGUGUUUUAUGAUUCUGACACCCAGUCAGCAGCUCGCAGUCGCCAUCCUGGCACUCACCCUGGGGACAUUUACAGUGCUGGAAAACCUCAUGGUGCUGUGUGUGAUCCUACACUCCCAGACGCUUCGAUCUCGGCCUUCCUAUCACUUCAUAGGCAGCCUGGCUGUGGCUGAUCUGAUAGGCAGCAUAAUCUUUGUCUACAGCUUCCUGGAUUUCCACGUCCUCCACAGGAAGGACAGCCCCAAUAUUUUCCUUUUCAAGCUGGCCGGGGUCAUCGCCUCCUUCACCGCCUCUGUUGGCAGUCUGUUUCUCACUGCGAUUGACCGCUACAUCUCCAUCCACAGGCCCAUGUCAUACAAACGCAUCGUCACAAAGACUAAAGCAGUUAUUGCCUUCAGUGUGAUGUGGGCCAUCUCUAUCGUCUUCUCACUGCUGCCGCUGCUGGGGUGGAACUGCAAGCGUCUCAACUCUGUCUGCUCGGAUAUUUUCCCUCUAAUCGACCAGAAGUACUUGAUGCUCUGGAUCGGGAUGACAACUAUCUUGGUCCUGUUCAUCAUCUACGCCUACAUGUUCAUCCUCUGGAAGUCCCACCACCAUGCUGUCCGCAUGCUGAGCCGCAGCUCCCAGAGGAGUGUGAUUGUCUACACCGCAGAGGGGACCAAAGUGCAGACGGUGAGGCCCGAGCAGGCCCGGAUGGACCUCCGUCUGGCUAAAACCCUGGUUCUGAUCCUGGUGGCCCUUAUCAUCUGCUGGGGCCCACUUCUAGCUAUCAUGGUUUACGACCUCUUUGGGAAGGUGAACGACUUCAUCAAGACUGUGUUUGCCUUUUGCAGCAUGCUCACCCUGCUCAACUCCACCGUGAACCCUGUGAUCUACGCCAUGAGGAGCAAAGACCUGCGCAGGGCCUUCCUCAACAUCUGCCAUAUGUGCCAGGGAACGACGCAGUCUCUGGACAACAGCGCAGAGAGUGACUGGAACAGCAGGAGUGUGAGAGGCACAGCAGGUGGGGUGGGGAAAGAUGGCGCCGGUUGUGUAAAGACUCGAGUAAAAGUAGCCCAGGUUACCGUUUCUGGAGUGACUGAGACUUCUACUGCAGAGCCAGUCUAAGAAAAAAAGCUCCCCUGCUCUGGUAUAACUGUAAAGUUAUUGUAGAAUAGCCCCUACCCUCCUAGUGCACUGCAGGUUUCUGUUACUGUGAAAUGUGCCAAAAAAUGACUUAGAUACAGAACUGAAGAGUUUUUGUUGCUUUUAAGCUGAAAUCUGUAAUAUUUAUAUAUUAUUAUACCCAACUGUGUGGUAUAGUGUAGUCUCGCAUUUCCAGACCUUCCUCCACAGCGCUGCGGAGGAAGGUCUGCCGAGUCCGCACACAGCAUUCUGGGAUGGGAAAAAAACAUGCUCUGGUUUAUUGGCAUUUCUCUAAACCAAUCACAAUCGGCGCUAAGCGCCAUAAGCAGGUACGGUGUUGUGUCUCUGCAAAAUAGCCUUGGGAAGGAACUUGUUUUGGUGGAAUGUGCAUGAAGGGAGGCGAGCUCUGGAUGUGUGAUGAGAAUUUUACUCAUAAAAAGAUAAAUAUAGUUAGAUUUUCAGUUCUAGCUUGGAGGAGGUUCCUGAAUCGACCGGAGUUUAGAAUGCCAACACAAAGAAAGCGGAAGGUGAGGGACAUCCGGCAGAAAAUGAGGGAGCCUGAACCUCCGGCGGCACCGGAAAACAAUCCCGUAAAUGAAACGUUGUCGAUAUAGACUAGGUGCAGUGUGACAAGACUCUACUGUGCAUUAUAUCUUUACUUUGUUUCAGAGAAAUAGUUUGUUAUGUUGCACAAGUCUGAUUGACAAUGCCAAUUUGAUCUUAUUUCAUUCAGUAAAAAAUACCAUAUAGUCGUACCAGUUUUUUCUGCAACAACAGUUACAAGCACAACACUCUGAUCUGUCACCUUUGUGGUUUGAAUGGGCAUAAAGUUACAGAUGUCAGCUUUAAGUUAGAAAAUAUGGCACUUCCUUUCUUUUUCACAUCAUAGCAAUAUUGUGGCAGUAAUGCAAGGUGAAAAUGUGUCUACCGUCAUGUAAAAUGUCAGUUUCCAACAACAGCACACUGCUUGUAAGUAAAAUCAGCAUCCCAUUAGUGAUUUGAAAUGAGCUACUGAUGCUUUUGUAAGACCAUGAUAUUGUAAGAUUUGGCAUUUUUAUGUUAUUUUACUUUAUUUCUUUUUUUUAAAACUUGUACUUUGCAAAGCAAAAUGAUGAGGCAACUUUGAAUAUGAACAGCUUUUGGAACUUCAGUCUGUAGUGAUUUGGGAAUGUUAUAUUGCUGCUUAUUACAUAUGUGCUUAUAAACCAGUUACAGAAUUUUGUGAGAAGCUACACUUUGGUAUUUAUGUGAAGCAUCCAUUGUGCCAGUGUCUCAUAACAGUGUGUAUAAGCAAGGACAUGCAUUCAAUAAAUCUAUGAAAUGUGUUCAUUUUCAUCAUACUUUUGUCAACAUAUCUGGUGUCUUUUUUCUCUAUAAAACAAUAAAAUCAGCAAACCCUCA
Messenger RNA from Perca fluviatilis (European perch), 3211 nucleotides. Its product is annotated as cannabinoid receptor type 1B-like. The record is from RefSeq and is a predicted model, not a curated record. Lineage: Eukaryota; Metazoa; Chordata; Actinopteri; Perciformes; Percidae. Gene Ontology annotation, cellular component: membrane. Gene Ontology annotation, molecular function: cannabinoid receptor activity. Bases 365 to 1792 code for a protein of 475 amino acids. Gene Ontology annotation, biological process: G protein-coupled receptor signaling pathway. The transcript has 2 exons.